Solanum dulcamara is the source of this 1874-nucleotide messenger RNA. RefSeq names its product U11/U12 small nuclear ribonucleoprotein 31 kDa protein. Gene Ontology annotation, biological process: mRNA splicing, via spliceosome. Bases 59 to 892 code for a protein of 277 amino acids. Lineage: Eukaryota; Viridiplantae; Streptophyta; Magnoliopsida; Solanales; Solanaceae. The transcript is spliced from 2 exons. Gene Ontology annotation, molecular function: zinc ion binding; RNA binding. The record is from RefSeq and is a predicted model, not a curated record. Gene Ontology annotation, cellular component: U12-type spliceosomal complex.
GAUUAACUGAAGGCUCCUCAGUUUACUGUUUUUCUUUUGGGGGAAAAAUAUCCGUAAAAUGUCGAGGAAGAGAAAGUACAGCGAAGACGACGACGAAGACGACACCUUUUACUAUCGAUACUCCUCCGCACCAUCACCGGCGCCGUCGUCGUCGUCUUCCGCCGCAUCCAUAACCGUUUCCACUUCAAAAUCCUCGCGCGGCGGUGGCGGAAGCAGCGGCAGCGGUGGACUAGCUCCAUCAAAGUCAACAGUUUACGUGAGUAAUCUCGAUUAUACCCUGACAAAUUCCGACCUCCACACAAUCUUCUCCACCUUCGGCAAGGUAGCAAAGGUAACUGUAGUUAAAGAUCGAGUCACCCGAAAGAGCCGUGGGGUAGCAUUCAUCCUUUUCGUUUCUAGAGAAGACGCAAUCAAAGCCGUUAAAGGAAUUGACAAAAAAGUCCUGAAUGGACGAACCCUAACGGCUUCAAUCGCAUCCGAUAAUGGCCGUGCAGCUGAGUUUAUUAGGAAGAAGGUUUAUAAGGAUAAGAGUAGGUGUUACGAAUGUGGGGAAGAAGGGCAUUUAUCGUAUGAGUGUCCGAAGAAUCUGCUUGGACCAAGGGAAAGGCCUGAACCACCGAAGAAAGGGCGGAGGGGUGGUGGUGGUGGUGGUGAUGGAGGAGGAGGAGGAAGAGGAAAGGGGGGUGAUGGGGGUGGGGAGUGGGAGGACGACGAGGAAGAGGAGGCGGAUGAUGAAGGGGGAGCGCGUUUUGAUGACGAUAAUUGGGCUUCUGUGGUGGAUAGAGGAGCAGAGGAGAGGUUAUUGAAGGGAGAUAAUGAGGAAUUCAAGAAGGAGGAAAGGAAGGAGAAGAGGAAAGGUUAUUUUAGUGAUGAGAGUGAUGAGGAAGAUUGACAGUUUUUUCUUUUUUAGUGGAAUUAGAUGAGGAAAAUGGGUGCUUUUAAGCUUGUUUCUGAAGUUGAGGAAGGAUUUUCAAUGGUGUUAAGUGAAGCUUGGUAAUGCUAUAACUAUAAACAGUGGAAAGUAACCAAGAAAUAAGGUUGCUUGCACUUUCUGCAUUAAGAGUGUGCCUCGUGACACCAUCUUACAAGAAAUAAAUUUUGCAGAAUACAGUUGCUCUCUUUCAUUUAUAACCAGGUGUUACUUUAAUCUAACAGCUCCAAUUCUGCAGCUGUGUGCUUAGCGAUGAUGUCUUAUUUCAACACUCUUCCCAGAGUUCGCCCCUCAUCCUAGCUUAACAUACUUCAUUUUGUAUUCACUGUUAGUGCGCUGUUAUUCAUACAUAGUCUCUUGCCACUCAGCUCCUUGGAUGGAGAAGAUCUAUUUGUUACUUACAUCAGCAUCUAUAUCUGGAGGCUAGUGGUUUUUCUUCUCAAGUGGCUUAAUUUCUCUUUUUGCUAGUAAAGAAGAAAGUAACGUGUUUAUUCACGAGGUUGCAACAUGUUUGUUGUCAGUCAUAUCUCCCUCGAUCUUUGUCAUUUUUGGUCAGGGAAUUAGAGCUUGCAAAGAUUUUUGAUGUCCCUGUUAUAUUUCAAGAAUCGCUUCAAAGUUUACUUCAGUGGAAUAGAACAACUCACUGAGAGCACCAUAUUCAGGUACUCCAAGCAUGGCGAUGCAAGCCAUUGUAUGGCACUUCUGUUUCUCUGUGGAUCAACAACUUGAAAAGUUAGUUAGGUUGUUCUUUACUUAAGGAGGAACUUAUACAGAAUAUUGCCUGUAAUAUCGAACUUACCUGAAAACAAAAUGCAAAAUUUCAUAUGCUUUGAAGAUGUAAUGUUACCAACUUCAUGGAACUUCAUUGUAUUAUUAGCUGGUCCAGCUUGAUUUUCUUUCUGAAAGGAGUACAGAUAAUAUUGGUUUGGUUUGUCAGACUGAA